AUGGACCAUGCACAGAAAAGAGCGCUAGUGGUCAUCUUUCCCGGGUUCAACAUCCUCGAUGUGGGCGGUCCGGUUUCAGUACUCUACAACUCGUACUUCUCCGUGAGCUAUGCCGCCAAGGAUGAGCUCACAACAUCUCAAGAGAACGCGACAGUUAAAAGAGACAUAUCCCUUGCUGAAGCCAAACUUCAACUGUCCGACUAUGAAAUAUUGAUCGUCCCUGGCUCACGACCAUUCAAUAUCCUACCACAUGUGGAAUCCGAGCAGGGGCAGCUAUCGGAGCUUGUCGAAUUUAUCAGCAGUUUUGCAUCCAUGAACCACGAGAGCGUGCGGAAACAUACUAUCUUGGCCAUCUGCAUCGGAUCCUACUUGUUAGCUUUUGCAGGUGUACUUGAUGGCCUCACUGCAACCACACACCGUCUUGCUCGCCCCGGGCUACGAAACGCAGUCCGACGUUAUGCGGAUCAUACUACGGGUGCGGAAGGGGCUCGAAUCGUUCCCGAGGAUCCCUCAGAACUGAUUCCCUAUCUGGAUGCUGGCAGGAACCAGUUCGGGGUCAGAAUCAUCACGGCGGGCCCUUCGCUCAAUGGUGUCGACGCCGCAUUGCAUUUUGUCAGUCUUAGUUCGAGUCGAUCAAUUGCAGCUGAGGUUGGGGACCUUGUUGGGCAUAGCUGGAAGGAGAUAUAG
Messenger RNA from Penicillium robsamsonii, 687 nucleotides. RefSeq names its product DJ-1 domain InhA-type. Bases 1 to 687 code for a protein of 228 amino acids. The transcript has a single exon. The record is from RefSeq and is a predicted model, not a curated record. NCBI's taxonomy places the organism in Eukaryota, Fungi, Ascomycota, Eurotiomycetes, Eurotiales, Aspergillaceae.